ACAGCUCCGUCUUUUAGGGUUCAGCCUCAGGAGGCUUUUUCCACAUAAGGUACCGAGGCUUCAUCCUGCUGAUCACCUUCUUAAUCUACACCUGUUAUCACAUGUCCAGGAAGCCCAUCAGUGUCGUCAAGAGCCGUCUGCACCACAACUGCUCAGGGAUGAUCCAGCCCAUCAGCGACACCCACAGGCUCAACGACACCACGUGGUGCAACUGGGCCCCAUUUGAUCACAGCAACUACAAGGAACUCCUGGGGGCGGUGGACAACGCCUUCCUCGUGGCCUAUGCCAUCGGCAUGUUUAUCAGUGGCAUUUUUGGGGAGCGGCUCCCCCUCCGUUACUACCUUACAGCCGGAAUGCUGCUCAGCGGCCUUUUCACCUCGCUCUUUGGCCUUGGCUAUUUCUGGAACAUCCACGCGCUCUGGUACUUUGUUCUUGUCCAGAUCUGCAACGGACUCGUCCAGACCACGGGCUGGCCCUCCGUGGUGACCUGCGUGGGCAACUGGUUCGGGAAGGGGAAGCGGGGCCUCAUCAUGGGCAUCUGGAAUUCCCACACAUCCGUGGGCAACAUCCUGGGCUCCCUGAUCGCCGGCGUCUGGGUGGAUGAGCAGUGGGGCCUGUCUUUUGUGGUGCCCGGCAUCAUCACCGCCAUCAUGGGCCUCAUCACCUUCUUCUUCUUCAUUGAAUACCCAGAAGACGUGGACUGCUCCCCACCUCAGCACCAUGGUGAGCGGGAAGAGAACGUGGACAACGCCGAGGACCCUGGCAGUGGACCCCACUCUAACAGAGAGAACGGCCUGGAGUCUGCAGUCACCUGCUCCAAGGAGCCAAGUGCUCAUCCCGCUGCCAUCAGCUUCUUUGGGGCGCUCUGGAUCCCGGGUGUGGUCGAGUUCUCCUUGUGUCUGCUCUUUGCCAAGCUGGUCAGUUACACCUUCCUCUACUGGCUGCCUCUCUACAUCUUCAAUGUGGUUCACUUUAGUGCCAAGGAGUCUGGGGACCUGUCCACGCUCUUCGAUGUUGGUGGCAUCGUCGGCGGCAUCCUGGCGGGGCUCAUCUCUGACUACACCAAUGGCAGGGCCACCACCUGCUGCGUCAUGCUGAUCUUGGCUGCCCCCACGAUGUUCCUGUACAACUACGUUGGCCAGAGCGGGAUCAGCAUCUCCAUAGCGAUGCUGCUCACCUGUGGAGCCCUGGUCAACGGCCCGUACGCCCUCAUCACCACCGCGGUCUCGGCUGACCUGGGGACUCACAAGAGCCUGAAGGGCAACGCAAAGGCGCUCUCCACCGUCACGGCCAUCAUCGACGGCACCGGAUCCGUAGGUGCGGCUCUGGGGCCUCUGCUGGCCGGGCUCAUUUCCCCCACGGGCUGGAACAACGUCUUCUACAUGCUCAUCACUGCCGACAUCCUGGCCUGCUUGCUCCUCUGCCGGUUGGUGUACAAGGAGGUCCUGGCCUGGAGGUCAUCCCUGAGUAGAGACGGAGGGUAUAGAGAAAUGUGAGGACCCGAUCGCAGCAGAAACCUGGAGGGCCCUCGCCGGGUCCCACAGUGCCCCCCACCAGAUGGCUGAGGCAAAGCCUCCGGGCCCAACACCAGCCAGCCCAGCCCACGAGGCUUCCAUGGGCUAGGAGACUCUCCACCGGAAGGGGACCACCAAGCUUGAGGCCACGGAAGACUCAAGGGCCUUGUUGGAGGACAGAGGGGACGUAAAGUGCCCACUGAACUAAGGCACCUUGAGACCAAAAACUGAGGGGGCAGCUCCGUGUGAUCAAGGGACCAGUUUAGUAUAGGGUCACUUACAGGGUGGGAUCGGGCUCGGGCUCAGGUGGACGGCGGUCUGGGAGCGCUCCACACCACCAAGGGGCCAUCAGGACAGUUUUAUAGUUAACCUGGGGCAGGGGGGUGGGUACUUGGAAACAGGACAUGCAUUCUUAAGAUUUAGGAAUGGGUAACUAGUCUCGUGGCUGCCGGGAAUACGUCAGGGGAGGUUUAUCAUCAUUGUUUGGGGACUAACAGAGCAUAGAGGCUGCCUGGUCCUAAAGAUUAUUAAACAAUAUCUAUUAACUACAAAGCCCUUGAUGACAGACAAGUGAUUUACCACACAGUAUACGGUCCUGGCUAGGGAGGCAGAAGGAGAGGAGGAACUGUAAAGGCCCCGAAGGCGUCAGUUGCGCUGACAGCGAUAAAGGCCUGAGCUCUGGAGGCCGCCAGUGGAAGGGAUCAGGGCUAAGUGGUGUCUGCAUUUUGGUACAAGAAGGCAUAUGCUCAGACUCCUCCUUGUUCAGAUUCCAAGACAGAAGGCAGAGAUUCAGCAGGGCCAAGGCCUGGAAAAAGCGCGUCUCUCCUUCUCACGUUAAACGUGAACCUCUGUAAUCAGCCUGUACCUAGAAGUGGCUAUUUCAGAGCCACCCGGCCUCUCUUUGUCCCUUUGUCCACAAGCCAGUUUCCUCCGUGUGUUUCCCCACGUUGGCACUCCUCCAUCUACCCUCCAUUUGAUCCCGUUUCUAACUCCUGACCCAUUUUGAUUAAAGCAUUAUUGCCGUAUCCUCCAGGGCAGGACUAGGGAAAGGCAGGGGAAGCGUCACUCCCGACUGUGAGGGCCCCUUGCCUGCUCUCAUCCCAGCCCCCUGUGUCCCCAGGGAAGAUGGCUUGUCAGGGCAGUGCUGUAGGGGAAGGGUGGGGCGGAGGGCAUGA
Mesoplodon densirostris (Blainville's beaked whale) is the source of this 2689-nucleotide messenger RNA. It is a transcript of the gene SLC37A2, whose product is annotated as solute carrier family 37 member 2. Gene Ontology annotation, molecular function: glucose 6-phosphate:phosphate antiporter activity. The record is from RefSeq and is a predicted model, not a curated record. NCBI's taxonomy places the organism in Eukaryota, Metazoa, Chordata, Mammalia, Artiodactyla, Ziphiidae. The transcript has 18 exons. Gene Ontology annotation, biological process: phosphate ion transmembrane transport; glucose-6-phosphate transport. The coding region runs from base 102 to 1496 and encodes 464 amino acids. Gene Ontology annotation, cellular component: endoplasmic reticulum membrane.